Brenthis ino (lesser marbled fritillary) is the source of this 366-nucleotide messenger RNA. NCBI's taxonomy places the organism in Eukaryota, Metazoa, Arthropoda, Insecta, Lepidoptera, Nymphalidae. The record is from the annotation of a GenBank genome assembly.
AUGGUUAACCCUUUGAAAAGGAUCGCGCAAUCAUCAGGUGGGAGCUCGCGAGGGCGAAGGGCGCGGGGCGCGGGGCGCGGGGCGCGGGGCGCGGGGCCCGCCCGACUCCACGUAAAUGUAAAUUUAUCGGGCCACGCUGAAGCAAACAGCCCCCGGACUGCCGUCGCAGAGCGGCGUCGCAGCGAAGUGGCUUGUUAUGAAUUUAUGAUUGUCAACAGUCGAGCAGCGCAAAUAGCAAUAUUAGGUAGCAGUCUUCAAACAGAGCAGCAGCAAACAGAGCAAUUGUUUGUCGAGCACCCCCGCACACCCCCUACACCCCCGCGUCCGCCGUGCGCCUCUGGGGACGGCGGGCACAAAUCAAAUUCU